AUGCCAAAUGUAGAUUUUGCUGCUUGUGUAUCAAACUAUUGGUUUGUUUGGUCAAUUAAUGGUCUUGGUUCUAUUUUUGGGAUGGCUGUAAAUAUGGCUGUAUCGUUUUUUUUUCUUAAAUAUUUUCUUAAUACUCCAUCAAUGCCGAACACACCAAGUUCUCCGUCUAAAAAUACUCGUGGCCCGUCAGCAAAAUUGAAUUCAUCAAGAGUCUAA
Messenger RNA from Rotaria sp. Silwood2, 216 nucleotides. The record is from the annotation of a GenBank genome assembly. NCBI's taxonomy places the organism in Eukaryota, Metazoa, Rotifera, Eurotatoria, Philodinida, Philodinidae.